Messenger RNA from Armigeres subalbatus, 3252 nucleotides. RefSeq lists its product as uncharacterized. The transcript is spliced from 3 exons. Bases 1 to 3252 code for a protein of 1083 amino acids. Lineage: Eukaryota; Metazoa; Arthropoda; Insecta; Diptera; Culicidae. The record is from RefSeq and is a predicted model, not a curated record.
AUGUCAAGACAAGUAAAUCUAGGAAUUUCCAGUCUGAAAGGGCAGCGAUUUGAUUUGAAUGGAGCUCGAACGGUUUCUGCGCUUGAGUUACCUUGCCAGAUCUUGGAUGUUGAGUUUCUGAAGCGGAAAUACACGUAUCUGGAUGGAGUUCCGGUGAAGUCGUACAAUCGUGUACGGCCGAGGAUCUUGAUAGGCGUAAAACAUGCCAAUAUCUCGUUGGUGAGGCGCUGUCGUGAAGGCAAGGAUGGUGAACCAAUCGCCGUCAAGACUCGCCUAGGUUGGACGAUCUUCGGAUGGCGGUCGAAUCAAGAGAAAGUUGACGGGAACUACAGCUAUCACAUCUGCGAGUGUAGUCUACAAAACGAAAGUCAACUGCAUCAGGAAGUCAAGCAGUAUUUCUGCCUAGACAGUUUGGGGAUAAUGAAACCGACAAACACAACUAUUUCUAUAGACGACGAACGAGCAUUAUCGCUUUUAAAUUCGCUCACGCGCACCGUCGAAAACAAAUACGAGACCGGUCUUCUUUGGCGUUUCGAUAGUAUUCGUUUACCCGACAGCCGACCGAUGGCUUUGCAACGACUGAGAUGCCUCCAAAGACGUUUAGCAAAAGACAACGAUUUAAGACUUGCGUACAAUGCAAAACUAGCCGAAUAUGAACAAAAGGGGUAUAUUAAAAAAGUAGUGCCGGAAGAGCUAGCAGCGAGAAAGGGACAGGUAUGGUAUCUACCAACGUUUCCGGUCAUUAAUCCCAAUAAGCCAGGGAAGAUUCGGAUUGUAUGGGACGCUGCUGCAACCGUACGUGGAGUUAGUCUGAACUCGGUGCUGUUAACAGGUCCGGAUUUGCUGAGUUCGUUGGUUGCUGUCUUGCACAAAUUUCGUGAAUAUCGUGUUGGUAUUUGCGGAGACAUUCGCGAGAUGUUUCUCCAGAUAGGUAUACGGCCUGAGGAUCAGUUUUAUCAACUGUUUCUUUGGAACGAAGAUAGCAGCGAACGCGAGCCAAGCACAUUCAUAGUCCCCGUAAUGAUCUUCGGAGCAUGCUCGUCACCGACCACUGCUCAGUUCGUUAAGAACAAAAACGCUCAGAGGUUCCGUGAAGAGUUUCCGUUAGCAGUUGAGGCCGUGGAGAACAAACAUUAUGUCGACGACAUGCUCGCUAGCACGGAGACUGAAGCUGAAGCUAUUGAACUAGCAAAUUCGGUAAAAUACAUCCACGCGCAAGGUGGGUUUGAUAUUAGGAACUGGGUGUCCAAUUCUACCGAGGUUUUGAAAGCUCUAGGUGAAAAGCCGAUGAAUGAGAUGGCUCUCAAUAUAGUGGCGGAGUACGCUACUGAAAAGGUUUUGGUGGAUUUGGUGGUUUUGGGGAUGUGGUGGAAUACAUCAACCGAUUGCUUCAUUUAUAAGAUCUGCUGGACUCGAUUUGACGCGAAGCUGUUUGAUGGAAGCAGACCUCCAACAAAACGAGAGCUGCUCCGUAUCCUUAUGAGUAUAUUUGACCCGUUAGGACUUAUCUCCCAUUUCCUGAUGGCUCUGAAGGUCACGCUUCAAGAUGUAUGGCGCAUAGGACUGAAGUGGGAUGAUCAGAUAGAGGGCAAGCAGUUAGACAGCUGGAAAACAUGGACAGAACGUUUACCGAAAUUAGAGGAACUGCAAAUUCCCCGAUGUUACCGUCAAAUUACGUCCAUAGGUGAUCGUAAUCGGGUUCAAUUGCACACAUUUGUUGAUGCAGGAGAAAACGAAAUGGCUGCCGUUGUAUAUCUACGGUUCGAGGAGGACGGGCAUAUCGAAUGUGCUUUGGUAGCGGCGAAAACGCGUGUUGCUCCCCUGAAGUAUCUGUCAACACCUCGAUCAGAGCUUCAAGCUGCCGUAAUCGGUGCCAGGCUGGCCGAUAGCAUAAUCAAAUCAUUGUCCAUUCAUGUACUACGACGUUUUUUCUGGUGUGACUCCCGCAAUGUAUUGUGUUGGUUACGUUCCGACCACCGGCGGUACAGCCAAUACGUGGCUGCAAGAGUGAGCGAAAUCCUGGACAUUACCGAAGUCAACGAUUGGAACUGGAUUAAAUCGGAGCAGAAUGUAGCUGAUGACGGCACUAAAUGGACGAAACAUAUACAGCUGAGAUGUAGCGAUCGCUGGUUCAAAGGGCCUGAAUUCCUAAAGCAGCCGGAGCCAAAAUGGCCCAUCAUUCAUUCUAACCAAGAAACAACAACCGAAGAACUUCGAUCAACCGCACUCGUCAACACCCACAUCAAAGCUGAAGAACCGGUUGUCAUUGCAACUAAAUAUUCAAAUUGGAAACGAUUGCUGAAAGUUACGGCUUAUGUGAAGCGGUUUGUGGACAACAUACGAGCGAAACAACAUCAACAAUCUUCGCAACAUGGACCUUUGGUAUCAGCUGAACUACAGUGGGCUCAGAUGUAUCAUUUUCGCCAAGCCCAACAAAAUGUAUACAACGAGGAGUUGAAGAUACUCGCCGAUGCCAACGGAGAUGGACACCAAAAACGACUAUCAACUAACAGCAGAAUUUAUAAGAUGAGUCCGUUUCUGGAUACCGGGGUAUCCCUAAAUGACGCCUUGAUGGUGGGGCCAGUGAUUCAGGAGGACCUAGUUUGCAUUACUAUGCGUUUUCGAAUGCCAAAGUUUGCCAUCAUCUCCGACAUUGAAAAAAUGUACCGACAAAUUUGGGUGGAUACAGUUGACCGCCCCCUCCAGCAGAUCCUGUGGCAAGACAAGCCCGGUGAACCGAUUAGAAUAUUCCAACUCAAGACAGUGACGUACGGGACAUCUUCUGCACCAUAUCUGGCCACAAAGUGCCUUCAGGAGUUGGCCAAACAAGGGCAAUCAUCGCAUCCAGUCGCUGCAGUAGUUCUUGCAAAGGAUUUCUACAUGGACGAAUUCUCCCAAAACCCUGGAAAGCAGGAGCUUCGGGAGUAUAAAAAGACUUGGGAUGAACCUUUAGAAGACGAUCUCCGAAAUCGUUGGCUGCAGUUUAGGAGCGAACUAGCUGCAGGUGAUUCCAUUACCGUCCCAAGAUGGGUUAUUACAAUCUUCCAACCAAUUCUUCUUGAGGCGCAUGGCUUUAGCGACGCUUCAUUACGAGCAUACGGGGCAUGUAUCUAUUUUAGAGCUGUAUUGGAGAGUGGGGAUAUUUCUGUUCAUCUUCUUACCUCAAAGUUCAAGGUCUUUCCUUUCGGAAAAAGCAAGAAGCAGAAAACUAUUAACCUCCCCACCUGGAACUGUCUGGUGCGUUACUCCUAA